This is a messenger RNA of Bradysia coprophila, 2792 nucleotides long. Its product is annotated as RING finger and SPRY domain-containing protein 1-like. Lineage: Eukaryota; Metazoa; Arthropoda; Insecta; Diptera; Sciaridae. Gene Ontology annotation, cellular component: cytoplasm. Gene Ontology annotation, molecular function: ubiquitin-protein transferase activity; protein binding. The record is from RefSeq and is a predicted model, not a curated record.
CAACAAAAAAAAUUUAGUGCACUGAACACGAUAUUAUUUUUGACAAUUCGAAUGGUGCAAUAAGGAAUUUAUUUAUUUUAUUUAUAAAGUCACUAGUCAAUCAAUCGGUCGCGCAGAUCGAAUCUGUGUUUAUUGAAUUUCAUUAAUUGCCAGGGCCACUUUAGCAUUUUACCGAACAAUUUAAUAGAAAGUGAGUCAGUGCAAUUUGCUGGUCUAUGUAAAUUCGAUUGAACCAUUCGACUGGAAUAAUUGAUUGAAUGAGAACGAAAAUUCUAAGAAAAUAAUCAAGAAAAUGCGUGUAAACGGACAAUCAAAGGUGAAUCAGAAAAUCUAUCGACGAUGAGUAGUUUUAUUUGAUUAGAAUAAAUUAAAAGACGAUUCUUCCACACACGCAAAUACCGCGAAUGUAUUGUUGAUAAACGCAUCAAAUUGAAACAAUUUUUGUUUUUGAAAAUAAAUAGAGAAAAAAAAGUUUCGUGUAAUCAAAGUGGUUAGAACGCAUUAAUUGGUCUGUUGUAAUAGUUUACGUUUAUAAAAUAAUCAAAAACAACAAUUUUAAGUUACUGGUGGUUAUGAUUGUGACGAAAUACGUAGACGGAAAUAGAAUAUAAAAUUCUUAUACAAAAUGGGUAUGUGUUUGUGCAAGGACAAGGUGGAGGAAGCGCCAUAUGAAAAUGGUACUGGUACGAACAGCGACAAUAAUCGUCAAAUUAAUCGUGGAGACAGAAUGAUUUCGUUAUCAGAAACAGUUGACCGAUUAGUCAAAGAAACACUAGAAGUGAUCGGAACAAUAGUCGACAAUGAGCCGGAUCCACCGACUUCGAUGAUUCAACUGCACGAGAUCACCGACAAACCUACCGGAUGGAUCCAAUUGGUCAAAUCACUAGUUCGUGUCGUUCCCAUCGAACAUCCAAUGGGGCCGAGUGUCAUUACAUUAUUGUUGGACGAUAGUCCGUUACCCACCAAAGACUCUGUGUUAGAAGUGGCAGAUAUGAUAACACAUUCGCUGAGACGAACGCCGAGAAAGGAACGAAAUUUGUGUGUAAUUUUAGGCUGUUUGGCAGAAAAAUUAGCUGGACCCAGUAGUGUUGCGGUAUUGUCGGAGACGACACUAGGAUAUUUGCUUGGAAAUUUGGACGAAGGAAUCUACCCGGACGUUAUGCUAUUCUCUUUGAUAGCAUUGGAGAAAUUUGCACAAAAAAGUGAAAAUAAGGCGACAAUUAAGCGUAAAUUAUCCAUGUUUCCGGAGAAUCCCCUAGUUAGACUUGAACGGCAUUCGAAUAGCGAAGAUUAUGUGUUGAGACAAGUUGGAUAUUGUGCAAAAUGGUGUUUGGACAACUACUUUGUAAUCGAAGGACGAAAGUAUUCUUAUGAAACGGUCGAUGUUAGCAACGUAAAUGUUAUGUUGAAUACGAAAGACGUAUCGGAAUACUUGAAAAUCUCUCCAGAUGGCCUUGAAGCUCGCUGUGACGCCUAUUCGUUCGAGAGUGUAAGGUGUACUUAUCAGGUGAAUUUGGGGUGCUGGUACUUUGAGUGCUUAAUAAUAACGCCAGGAGUUAUGCAAAUUGGAUGGGCGACAAAAGACUCAAAUUUCUUGAGCCAUGAGGGCUAUGGAAUUGGUGACGAUCAAUACUCCAUUUCGUUUGACGGAUGUCGGCGCCUAAUAUGGCACAAUGCUAAAUCACUGUCUCAUGAUCUACCCAUGUGGACUGGUGGAUCAAUACUAGGCUGUUUGUUGGAUUUGGAUGCCCGAGAAGUGAUAUUCAGUUUGAAUGGCAUCGAAGGUGGUGUGUUGAAGCAAGUGUUUGGAAGUGCACGUGACGGUUUCUUUGCUGCGGCAUCCUUCAUGUCGUUCCAACAAUGCCGUUUCAAUUUUGGCUCCGAACCAUUUAGAUAUCCACCGAAAAAUCGAGCCUUUGACAGUUUUAAUGGGCAUGCUGUAUUGAAACCGCAAGAUAAGAUCGUUCUUCCCAGGCACCUGUUUUUGGAACAGCUUCGUAAGCUCAGCGUCCGAGAAGAUUCGUGCACGCUGUGUUUCGACAUGAAAGGCACAAUCAGAAUAGAACCAUGCAAACAUCGAGGAUUCUGUACGAACUGUGCCAGCCAAUUACAGUAUUGUCCAAUGUGCCGGGGCGAGAUUAUUGCUACGGUGCAGGAGGAAUUAGAUAGCCCGUCGUCAGAAGAAUUCAUUACAUGAUACUAAUCGUUUCUGCACGAUCGGUACGAGAUAUGGUUUUAGAGACGGAUUUAUUCUGACGAACGUCUUACCUGACAUACAUAAUGGAUUUUUGUCUGUUUGAGAUUUUAAGAAAAUGUAAAAAUGUGUAAAUAGAAGUUUCGUGUUGCGAUGUCUUCCUUCUAUGCAUGGAAUACGUAGUAUAACCAUUCAUAAACAGUAUGAUGCAUCGAAUCGACUUUUAACCCCAGUUUCUAGUUCGUAUUUAUCCCAUGGAUUUAAUAACUUAUAGGCAAAGCGAGUGAGCUUUUAUUGAAAGUCACAAAAAAAAGUGUUAUGUUCAGCAGUCUGUUUGCCAUUGUUUUUAGUUUUUAAUCGAAGUUGUUUUAGUUUAUGGAAUUAACAAACGAAAACACAACACACUGAGAAACUAUUUUUCUAUAUUCAGGAAAGUGGAAUUGAGUUCCGCACUUCAAGUGAAAUGAAUUGAGUUUAUCUGAAGCAGCUUUAUUAACUAAGUGACUGAUAUUUUUAUAUUGAAAAGUUCAAAUUGAUUCCCUAGCUGUAGCUGAAACUAAAAAUACAAAAUGGAAAACAAUAAAACAGGAAGAAAAAA